UGCAGUAUCUAAAUAUAAAAGAGGACUGCAAUGCCAUGGCUUUCUGUGCUAAGAUGAGGAGCUCCAAGAAGACUGAGGUGAAUCUGGAGACCCCUGAGCCAGGGGUGGAGGUGAUCUUCUAUCUGCCAGACGGGGAGCCCCUCCGGCUGGGCAGCGGAGAGUACACAGCAGAGGAGCUGUGCAUCAAGGCCGCCCAGGAAUGCCGUAUCUCUCCACUGUGUCACAAUCUCUUUGCCCUGUACGAUGAGCACACCAGGCUCUGGUAUGCUCCGAAUCGCACCAUCACUGUUGAUGACAAGACAUCGCUCCGGCUGCACUACCGGAUGAGGUUCUAUUUCACCAACUGGCAUGGAACCAACGACAAUGAGCAGUCAGUGUGGCGACAUUCUCCAAAGAAGCAGAAAAAUGGCUAUGAGAAAAAAAAAGUUCCUGAUGCAACCCCUCUCCUUGAUGCCAGCUCACUAGAGUAUCUGUUUGCUCAGGGACAGUACGACUUGGUCAAAUGUCUGGCUCCCAUCCGAGAUCCCAAGACAGAGCAGGAUGGGCAUGAUAUCGAGAAUGAGUGUCUGGGAAUGGCUGUUCUGGCCAUCUCACACUAUGCCAUGAUGAAGAAGAUGCAGUUGCCAGAACUUCCCAAGGACAUCAGCUACAAGCGAUAUAUUCCGGAAACAUUAAAUAAAUCCAUCAGGCAGAGGAAUCUUCUCACCAGGCUGCGAAUAAAUAAUGUUUUCAAGGAUUUCCUAAAGGAAUUUAACAACAAGACCAUUUGUGACAGUAGCGUGUCCACACACGACCUGAAGGUGAAAUACCUGGCUACCUUGGAAACUUUGACAAAACAUUAUGGUGCUGAAAUAUUUGAGACCUCCAUGUUACUGAUUUCAUCAGAAAAUGAAAUGAAUCGAUUUAAUUCAAGUGACAGUGGAAGCAUUGUCUACUAUGAAGUGAUGGUAACUGGAAAUAUUGGAAUCCAGUGGAGGCAGAAACCAAAUGUUCUUCCUGUUGAAAAGGAAAAAAAUAAACUGAAGCGGAAAAAACUGGAAAAUAAACAUAAGAAGGAUGAGGAAAAAAACAAAAUCCGGGAAGAAUGGAACAAUUUUUCUUACUUUCCUGAAAUCACUCACAUUGUGAUAAAGGAGUCUGUGGUCAGCAUUAAUAAACAGGACAACAAAAACAUGGAACUGAAGCUCUCUUCUCAUGAGGAAGCCUUGUCCUUUGUGUCUCUGGUAGAUGGCUACUUCCGACUGACGGCAGACGCCCAUCAUUACCUCUGCACUGAUGUGGCUCCCCCAUUGAUCGUCCACAACAUACAGAAUGGUUGUCACGGUCCAAUCUGCACAGAAUAUGCCAUCAACAAACUGCGGCAAGAAGGAAGCGAGGAGGGGAUGUAUGUGCUGAGGUGGAGCUGCACAGACUUUGACAACAUCCUCAUGACCGUCACCUGCUUUGAAAAGUCUGAGCAGGUGCUGGGUGGCCAGAAACAGUUCAAGAACUUUCAGAUCGAGGUACAGAAGGGCCACUACAGCCUGCACGGCUCAGACCGGAGCUUCCCCAGCCUGGGAGAUCUCAUGAACCAUCUGAAAAAGCAGAUCCUGCGCACAGACAACAUCAGCUUCGUGCUGAAACGCUGCUGCCAGCCCAAACCUCGAGAAAUCUCCAACCUACUGGUGGCUACCAAGAAAGCCCAGGAGUGGCAGCCUGUCUAUCCCAUGAGCCAGCUGAGUUUCGAUCGGAUCCUCAAAAAAGAUAUUAUGCAGGGUGAGCACCUUGGGAGAGGCACACGGACACACAUCUACUCUGGGACGCUGGUGGAUUACAAGGAAGAUGAAGGAACUUCUGAAGAUAAGAAAAUAAAAGUGAUCCUCAAAGUCUUAGACCCCAGCCACAGGGACAUUUCUCUGGCCUUCUUCGAGGCAGCCAGCAUGAUGAGACAGGUUUCCCACAAACACAUCGUGUACCUUUAUGGCGUCUGUGUCCGAGACGUGGAGAAUAUCAUGGUGGAAGAGUUUGUGGAAGGGGGGCCCCUGGAUCUCUUCAUGCACCGGAAAAGUGAUGCCCUCACCACACCAUGGAAGUUUAAAGUCGCCAAACAGCUGGCCAGUGCCCUGAGCUACUUGGAGGAUAAAGACCUGGUCCAUGGAAAUGUGUGCACUAAAAACCUGCUCCUGGCCCGCGAGGGCAUUGACAGCGAGUGCGGCCCAUUCAUCAAGCUCAGUGACCCCGGCAUCCCCAUCACUGUGCUCACCCGGCAAGAGAGAUUUUAUGAAAGCCGAUGUCGGCCAGUAACACCAUCUUGUAAGGAGCUGGCUGACCUCAUGACACGCUGCAUGAACUACGACCCCAACCAGAGACCCUUCUUCCGAGCCAUCAUGAGAGACAUUAAUAAGCUGGAAGAGCAGAAUCCAGACAUUGUUUCAGAAAGAAAACCAGCAACUGAGGUGGAUCCCACACACUUUGAAAAGCGGUUCUUAAAGAGGAUACGUGACCUGGGAGAGGGCCACUUUGGGAAGGUUGAGCUCUGCAGGUAUGACCCUGAGGGGGACAAUACUGGGGAGCAAGUGGCUGUCAAAUCCCUGAAGCCUGAGAGUGGAGGCAACCACAUCGCUGAUCUGAAGAAGGAAAUAGAAAUCUUAAGAAACCUCUAUCAUGAGAAUAUUGUGAAGUACAAAGGGAUCUGCACAGAAGAUGGAGGAAAUGGUAUUAAGCUCAUCAUGGAAUUUCUGCCUUCUGGAAGCCUUAAGGAAUAUCUUCCAAAGAAUAAGAACAAAAUCAACCUUAAACAGCAGCUAAAAUAUGCUGUUCAGAUUUGUAAGGGGAUGGACUAUUUGGGUUCUCGGCAAUAUGUUCACCGGGAUUUAGCAGCAAGAAAUGUCCUUGUUGAGAGUGAACACCAAGUGAAGAUUGGAGACUUUGGUUUAACCAAAGCGAUUGAAACUGACAAGGAGUAUUACACAGUCAAGGAUGAUCGGGAUAGCCCUGUGUUUUGGUAUGCUCCAGAAUGUUUAAUUCAGUGUAAAUUUUACAUCGCCUCUGAUGUCUGGUCCUUUGGGGUGACUCUGCAUGAGCUGCUCACUUACUGUGAUUCCGACUCCAGUCCCAUGGCGUUGUUCCUGAAAAUGAUAGGCCCAACUCAUGGCCAGAUGACAGUAACAAGACUUGUGAAUACAUUAAAAGAAGGAAAACGUUUGCCUUGCCCAACUAACUGCCCAGAUGAGGUUUAUCAACUUAUGAGAAAAUGCUGGGAAUUCCAACCAUCUAAUCGGACAACCUUUCAGAACCUUAUUGAAGGAUUUGAAGCACUUUUAAAAUAA
Molecule: messenger RNA, 3308 nt
Organism: Orycteropus afer afer
Lineage: Eukaryota; Metazoa; Chordata; Mammalia; Tubulidentata; Orycteropodidae
Source: RefSeq, a predicted model, not a curated record